UUCUUUCAGUGUAGACAUUAUUUUCCACGGAGACAUUUUCGAGAAGUCGUGAUUCAUUUUCGAACCAAUUCAAGAGAGAGAGAGUGAGAGAGAGAGAGAGAGAGAGAGAGAGAGAGAGAGAUGAAGGCAAAUGGUUAAUGCUCGGUCACUUCCGCGAGGUCCGUCGAUGUACGAGUUAUGCAAUUAGAACGGUAAUGGUCUCCUCUCUCAACGCUAACAACAACCGGCAAUUUCGCGUUAAUUAUUGUAUGCUCUGUCUCGUAAUUCGCGAUAUAAGAACGAUACCAAGGUGUUCACUCACGAGGAUAGAAGAGGUGCGUUGUGGGGAGAGAAACAGCGAUAAAAUCGUUCGGUCGCGAAACUAUUCGCUCAGACACGAAAUCGCACACGAAUUCGACACACCGGCGAAAUCGGAUUAAUCCAAUCGUAAUUUCAUUAACACAACGAUGACUCGCGCCUGAGCAAUUGCGGCAAAUCGAUUUUGAGGAUAAAUAUUUGUACAUGUCGGCACGCUCCCUUUCUCUCUUUCUCUCUCUCUCUCCCGUCGAACCUUUUACGAAUUUAAUCCCACCGUCGGAAGUGACGACGACGCACGGUGUGUACGCGCGCCGACGUGGAAUGUAUUAUAAAACCGUUAUGUAAAAGUCGUGACAUUCGUAUUGACAGCGGCGUUUUAUGCCACGGUCAUUGGAUUUCUGCAUCGGCAUGGCCGGCCAAAUUAAUGGGUCACGUUGCUGCGCGCAAGAGAGAGAGAGAGAGAGAGAUAGAGGCCGUGUCAUCGCGAAUGAUUCGAAUUCGAGAUUGCGAGACAUCGCUCUCUCGCUCUCGAAAAUCGCUCGUACCGGCGGAAUUUUCACAAUUGUUUGCAGGCAGAGACACGAGAGAAGCGGUGAGCGGUGACGAUUCGUUUGCUCGCGUGCGCGCGCGCGACGGAAAUGUGCACGAUACAGACUGAAUACUUCACGACCAAUUAAUCGCCCGCGAACUGUGCACGCGCACACGCGAGGACACGCCAAGAUGUUAAUGCUGAAGAGCUGCUUCAGAAGGAUCAGCAAGGACUUCCGGCAUAAGGAGCUGAUGCCUCUGAAGUUGAUAUUUUUCGUGCAGGCGUCCACGCUCUACGUGCUGUAUCCGUACCUGACUAUACACAUGAGAGAACUGGGAAUAAACGUGGAAGAGACCGCGAUAAUGAGCUCCAUCACUCCUCUCGUGGCGAUGGUGAUGCCGCCGCUCGCCGGUAUGUUGGCCGAUCGAAUAGGAAACUUCAGGAUUGUACUGUCGGUGUUUUCCGCAUUCGGCGGUUUAGCGGCGUUAUUACUGUUGCUGGUGCCGAUCGGCAGGGUGACGGUACAAUUCCCAGAGAGGAUAGUUAUGGACCUCGAUUGUCAAGACGAAGGCGGUCCGUUACUCUACACAAUGAGCCAGGCUUAUCCGUGCGAGACAAAAUUAGAGCCGGAGAUCGCCGUUACGGUAGAGAGUUGCGGAUUUGUGUGUCACGUGGAGACGAGCAACGAGACAGAUCGGGAUUUAAUUCUGAAAUCGAGGGUUUAUACGGUCAAGCAUUACAAUCUGCGGACUGGCGCUAAUACUACGUACAAAUACAUCGUUCCACAGAACGACCUGCCAGCGAAUAUUGGCCAGCACGAGGACAUGAAAGAACACCGGCAAUUGAAGAACAACGAGUUUUUCAAGACUUCCAUUCGACAGAUUUCGAGAAGUCACUACUUUUUUCCGACGGAUCAGCUAUAUCAGUUCUCAUGUAUACCGUCGGAACAUGCGGAAGAUGCUGAUAAAGUUGCGAUCGACACGUUGCACGGAGCGUACGGAAAUCGUACUUCCUGCACGUUGAGUCAUUUGAUCAAGCUGAAGAAUAACGUCAGUCGAACGAUAAACCAUUACUCGUACAAAUCGAAGAUCAAGAGUCUGCCGUUGAACGAAGAAGAUCGGCAGGAGGAACGGCAAAGGUACCUGGCGGAGGAAGUGUCCUUGUCAGGGGAAGAUUUUCGAAAGCUUACCUGCGACAACCCGGCUUCUACGGAUAACCGAGUCGCGAUAGACACGCGGUUCGACAAUCACAGUGUAAAUCCGGAAAGCAAGCGAGUCUUGAGCACGAACGAGUGUAGCAAAAGAUGUAUAGUUACUGUGCUUCGCAACGCGAUGUGCUCCAAUAUGAACAUGGAGAUCGAAUACAAUGUAAGCUUGACGUUCUGGCUUUACCUCGUCAUUAGGGUAUUCAUAGGUAUUAUCGGCGGCACGACUUUCGCGAUGUUCGAAGGCGCCGUGAUAGCGAUAUUGCGGGAGCAGGAGGCGGAUUACGGCCUUCAGAGAAUUUACGGUAGUAUAGGAGGCAUGAUCUCCUCGCCCUUAUCGGGCCUUCUCAUAGAUUACGCCAGCAGAGACAAGGGAUACACCGAUUUCAGACCGGCGUUUUAUUUGUACGCGGCAUUGAAACUCGCGUCGGGUUUUCUCAUGCUGCUGAUCAACUUGGAAUUCAAAGCUCCGGCUAGAAAUGUCGUGCGCGACGUCUUUAUCGUCUUGCGAAAUAUCGAGACCGCCGCGCUCUUCCUCGCCUGUUUCGUUCUCGGCACCGCCUGGGGAUACAUCGAGUCGUUCCUCUUCUGGCUGAUUCAGGAUUUGGGAGGAUCUAGAUCGCUCAUGGGCAUCACAAUAACUGUGGGCGGCAUCGCCGGCAUACCAUUGUUGGCGCUCUCUGGACCGAUAAUAUCGAAAAUCGGCCAUGCGAAUGUGCUUUUCAUCGGGUUUGUGUUUUACGCCGUCAGACUCUGCGGAUAUUCCCUGAUUUACGAUCCUUGGCACACUUUGAUCUUCGAGGCACUGGAGUCGGUCACGGCGUCCCUCAGCUUUACCGCAGCUGUCACUUACGCGGCGAAAUUAUCAACCACCUCCACCGAUAGCUCGAUACAGGGACUGCUCGGUGGUGUUUAUUACGGAGUCGGCAAAGGCUCCGGUAGUCUGAUCGGUGGUUAUUUGAUGAAAGCUUUCGGCACCAGACCGACCUACCAGAUUUUCGCGGUGGUAACUUUGGUGACUGGCAUAAUAUAUUUCGUAUUUAACGCGGCUUACCUGAAGAGGCGACCUCAGCCGGAGGGCAACGAUAUCGUGAAGAAAAAACCGAAGAGCAUCGACAUGAAGAGCAACCUCGAAAAGCACACGAACGACAUCAACCUGGAGGAGAAGCCGCGGCAGAAAAAUGACGAGGAAAAGAGGAAGGAAAACUCGACUGGGAGUGACGGUAUCGAUAACGGAGGAUUCUUGAAGGAGCCGCAAAACCAGAAAUCGUCAACGGAAACGAACAAGCAGAAUUCAACCCAGAUCGAAGCUAUCAGGAACGCUAAGAACGUCGACAAAACCGUACGAAGUAAGCGGCACGGGGACGACUUGACGAAGAAGAACGACACGAUUCACUUCAAUAACGAGGAAAAUAAUGAAAAUUCUUUCACUAAUCCGAACUUCGAGACUGACAGUUCGGAUCAAUGCGAAAUCACAGUGGAGAGCCAGCGAGUAGACAACAAGCAUGUCGAUCGGCCGGUUUCUUAGCUCGAUUCGAAGCAAUAGUCAAUUGUAACGAGCGUAUCACCGGUAUUCAUAGUCAGAUUUUGUAUUUAAGACCGUCUUAAGUUCAUCUUCAGAUGUAGCUUUGUAGCUGAAACGGGCUAUAUCUAAAGAUGAACUUGAAACGAUCUUAGAUACAAGAUCCGACUAUGAAUAUAGGCUUAUGUAUCAUGAUUAAAUCUUACAACUGUACGAUCGUACAGUCGACGUUAUCUACGCUGUAUCAUUCGCUGGAUUGAAACUUUUUAUUAUUAAACAAUUUUUAGCCUUUCACAUAUAUACGGUCACAGGACGGUUGCAAUACUUUCUUUCCCAUAAGCUUCCGAACGCAUCGCACGUCUAAUAAGAAAAUUCGUUUUUCUAAUCAUUCUCAGGAGACACAUUUUCCUGUUGGACAUGAGAUGUGUUGCGAUACUUGUCGAAAAAAAGUAUUGCAACCGUCCUGUGACUGACUGUACACAUAAAGGUGAAAACUAUUAUAAUUAGGAUCAUUCCUUAUGAGCGCAUAAUAUUUCUAGAAUAUUAUAUAAAUAUUAUUCAAUAUUAAAAUAAUAUUCUUAUAAUAUUCUAAGAACGUUAUGUAAUAUUUUUUAAUAUUAUACAGGGUCCGCCAUCAAAAUCCGAACAAAAAAUGAACUAUUUAUUUAAACAAAAUUCUAUUCGUCAAAAUGUAAAAAUUACAAAAAACUUUUUGUACAUCACUAGUGGUAUCCUUUUAGAGUAAAAUUACUCCAUAUAACCCUCUUUUGCUUUGAUGAUUGCUUCGAUCUUUGUCCUAAAGCGCUGGAAAUAUCGAAGGUUUCUCUCACGCGAGCGAAAGUGAAUCUGGUGGUUCUCGCGCACUAUUGAUCGUGACUCAACUUAAAAGGUGUGUCAGGAUAUGGGGGGCCAUCAAAAGAUACGUUGUAAGGAUAGAAUUAUUCCACUGUAUACUGCUUCUCACAUGAUCGAAGCACGCGAUGAAAUUUCGAGUUUGUUGGCCCACCUCCGUCCAUCAAAAUUCUUCGGAAAAAUCUUCUCUUCGGGGAACAGUGUUGUUUACGUAUUCUUUGUAAAUUUCGUCAGAUCCUUUGAUCGUUCGCGCAGGCCGUUAAACGAAAAGUCAAGAUACGCGAAACCGUGAUACGCACGUGCGAGGCCGGCAAGGCCAAAGGAACUUGCACAUGUCUCCUUUUACAACCGCUGUAUUUCCUCUUUCGUACAAAGUCUUCUCACUCGCCGCUUCUCCGCUCGCUAUCGCACGCUUCCUUCUCGCUAUCGCUCGCUAUCUCUCUAUCUCUCGCUACUCUCUAACUCCUUCUUGCUACUCUCUCUCGCUAUCUCUCGCUACACACUCUGCCUCGUCACGAUCGCUCGCUAUCUAAAACUGUGCGUUACUAGAAGGCGAAACGGACGCGUCUUCUCCGAUACGCUUCGCCCGUGGCGCCGAGCGCGGCGCCAGCUGCUACGGUACCGCACGCGGACGGGAACGUCGCGGCCCGCGCGAGAAAGACCUCUCUAGGUCGCAAGCUCUGCUUCCGUCGCUGGCGCGAAACGGAAGUGGCAGAAGUUGGCGCUACAGCCACUCCCCCCCCCCAGUGACCGGCAUAGCCGGAAACGCUACACUUUUCGCGCCAGGGAUCGGUUUGGGAGUUGGGGGCGCGGCGUGCGGAAACGGCUCUACGGGCUGUAGCAGUGUGCUUGGCUGUUCCGGUUGAGCUUCAGGCCAGUUUGGUGCAGCAUCCGGACUUGUGGCUUUUGCAGCUCCCUGCUCCCGGUAGGCCGGCUUUAGCGUGUCGGUGGACACGACUUGUUCCUCGUCGUUGAUCUGAAUUACAUAGACUCUCUCGUUGAGGCGACGGAUGACGGGAUGGGGGCCUGUAUACGGAGGCUCCAACGGCUUGCGAACUCUGUCGACUCGUCUAAAGACGUGUGAACAGGUUGCCAAAUCCCUGUAACAAAACGGGUAUUGAGCGGAAUGAUUGCAGGUAGGAACGGGGCGAAUGGCUCUGAAUAGUUGCCGAGCGGCUGGACUGGAACUGGCUGCCUCCGGUGCCUUCGUUGGCGGAUCCGUCGGUCGCGACAGGGCGUCAGCGACAUUUUCCUCGCCUUUUGUAUAGGCUAGCCGGGAGUUGAAGCGCAGUAUGUAGUCCAGUUGUCUCGCUUGCCUCGGCGAAGCCUUCGCUGAAGGCUGGCUAGCGGCAUACGUUAGGGGCCGGUGGUCCGUGAACACCGUGAACGGGUGCCCCUCCAGAAUUCUCUCGAAGUGUUUGAUGGCGUCAUGGACAGCCAGGAGUUCUCUGUCGUACGUGCUGUAUCUAACUUGAGUGGGGUCUAGCUUCCGAGAGAAAAAUCCCAGAGGGCGCCAGGAACCGUCCGGCUGUUGUUGCUCUAAGCUGGCGCCGAUCGCGGUAGUCGAUGCAUCCGUACGGAGAGCGAUCGGAGCGUCCAGUCUCAGGAAGGUUGCGCAAAUGGCGUUAACAAUGUUUUCUUUGCAUUGCUCAAACGCCUGAAUUGCGGUUGGUGUCCAGCUGAGCUUUGCUCUCUUGGUGAUUCCUUUGAGGAGGUCGUGUAGAGGAGCCUGGACUUUCGCUGCUUGGUGAAUGCACCUACGGUAAUAAUUAAUUAUUCCCAAGAACCUUUUUAACUCAGACGCUGUGGACGGCCUAGGGAAUGUUUUCACUGCGUUUAUUUUAUCUUGCGGAGGCUGAAACCCUUCCGCCGAGAGUAGGUAUCCCAGGUAAACGACCUGGGGUUUUCCUAGAGUGCAUUUAGCUAGAUUAAUUUUGAAACCUGCUUGGCGCAGGAUGAGGAAUGUUCUUCUUAGGUGCUCAAGGUGCUCUUCGUGAUUCUUUGACUUGACUAAUAUAUCGUCAAUAUAAACCUUGACAAAAGGCAGCUUCCGGAAGAGUUGAUCCAUGGUUCUCUGCAUAGUUUGAGCAGCGUUCCGGAGUCCAAGAGGCAUACCUAAGAAUUCAAACAGUCCAAAAGGCGUGGUAACGGCAGUUUUUUUUAAUAUCCUGCGGAGUUAUAGGUAUCUGAUGAAACGCUUUGUGCAGAUCUAUAACUGAGAAGACUUCUCCCUGACUUUCUUGGAGGAGGUCUUCGAUAACCGGCAGUGGAUAUCUAUCCGGGACCGUGCUGCUGUUUAGUUUCCUAUAGUCACCCGUAAUCCUCCAGCUCUCCGAUUUGGGUACGAGGUGUAGAGGACUGGCCCAUUGGCUGUUGGAGGGUCUCACGAUUCCUCGAUCCAACAGAUCUUGAAAGGCCGCCUUUGCCGCGAUGAGCUUCUCUCCCAGAAGGCGUCGCGUCCUCCGGACCCAGGCUUUCAAUGGACGAGACAGAAUAUAAACUGGUUUUCUUUAGGCAUCCUCCCGUAGUCAAACCUGUGAGCGGGUCAAUCGGUCUAUGAUUUUUGAUAUCUGGAAGUAGGCCGAAUUCUUUUAAAAAAUCAGCGCCUAAGAGUGCGUGAGAUACAUCGGCGAGGACGAACUUCCAGGUGAAAUCUCUCCGAAGGCCUAAAUUUAACGUAAGCUGGUGCGUUCCGUAUGUCGAAAUUGGAGACUGGUUAGCUGCGACUAGCAUUAGCGACCAGUUUACUUCGCUCUGGGUUCCGGGACGGUAUGGUAAAAUCGACGUUGUUGAACCGCAAUCCACGAGAAAAUUUGUUCCAAGGUUUCUAUCGCGGACAAGCAGACGGAUUUCUUCUGUAGGGUAGCUUACCUCCGACGUCUGCUGCGGAGGUGCUAGCAGUUUUCCGAAUUCUGCAACUGCUCUUGUGCGAAACUACAUGGAGCGAUGCAUCUGAAGGCGUUGGCUCGGUGAAAACGGCACCAGUUGUUAGGUCCUGCAUUGACCGAGCGUGCGCGGCUACGAGAGGGCGACCUGGCUCGACCACCUCUGAAAUUGGGGUCUCGGGUGCGUUGGCCCGAGUCCAUCGGUUGUUUGUACGACGCUGAGAGCUGUGCUACAGCGAGUCUCAGUGACGCGACCUCCUGCGUGAGCUGGUUCAGCUGUGCAGCAGUCACUGGAUCGGAGAAGCUCGAGAGAGUGCUUCUGAAUAGCUAGCACUUGUGAAGGACUACUUACUAGUUCGUCCGCGGCUUCCAAAAUCUCGUCUAGACUUGACCUCUUAAAAAUACGGAGAAAUACUUGAGCCUGUGGAGGUAGAAGGUCUAGCCAUUUAAUUCUCAAACUAUCUUCUGUAAGAUUGGAACCGGCGAGCGUUUUCAUCUCCCUCCAUAGGCGAGACGGUUUUUUGUUACCCAGCGACAAACCCGAGAACAGUUUCUGUAGCUGUUGCUCCUUAGAGUCAGUAAGCCUAGUUAUAAUUUGUUCUUUGAGGUGUGCAUACCUAUUAUCGCUCGGUGGGUCAGCUAAUACAUCUGCGAGAUCAUCGACCGUCGCUGGGUCCAGAGCCUUCACUAGUCUCGAGUACUUGUUCUGGUCUGUGACUAUCUGAUUCGUUGCGAAGAAGAUGUCCGCUUGAGUGAACCACGCCACUGGAUGCUUUCUCCAGAGAAUAGGCAAUUGUUCCUGGGAGUGUGCCAUCGUCCUUGGCGAGAUGUCUGCUUGGGCAGCGAUUUCAAUAUUGUCUGCGUCGGCGUGGUCAGUCGUUUUCUCGACUGGGACGGCGUCGUCGUCGGUAGCGAGAGGAUCUGCUGAAAGCAAAUCUCGGGGCGAGGUUUCCGUUCUCGAGCAAGCUGGCGCGCACGCGAUUUCUAAGCGGUCGUCCGCAAGCGGCAGGAGCGCGAAUUUAGCUACAAGCGUCUCCGGCUCGGAGGGCCUAGGUUGAGUAUCGAAACCUAGGAGAGGCGGGCUCUGCGGGUCCUCCGCGAGCUGCUCUGAUGCGGCAGCAGUUUCGGGCACGAGAGCGGAGUGUGCUUGUUCAGUCGGCACGCGAAAUGGCGGCCGCGGUGGCGAUAAAAUGGCGGCGGCAGCGCGAGCACGUGUAGCUCGCGUGGCGACGGUAGAACUGUCCGGGAGGCGGUCUCCUGCCCGGCCACGAGUCCGACGUUCGCCGUCGGCGCGGCCUCUCGACGUGGAUGGCGGAGAGGGCUUACCGCGGCGCGGGGGCACGAAACUUCGUCCCUGCGACGUCUUUUCGCCGCGAAAAUCGCACGGAGAGAAAGAAUAAAAGGAAAAUGGCUGACGCACCUUGCUUUAAUGCGCAGCCUUUGCGCGGUUCGCUCCGCGACACCCUUACACGGAGUCGCCUGAAUGCUAUCAGCGCUUGCUUCGUCCUUCUCAGCGUGGCCUGAGAUACCGAUCUCUGCGCUUCUGAUCACGUCGGGGUCACCAGUUGAAGGGGGCCACGGCUCCUUCAGGAUUCCGGAACAGGUGCGAGGCCGGCAAGGCCAAAGGAACUUGCACGUGUCUCCUUUUACAACCGCUGUAUUUCCUCUUUCGUACAAAGUCUUCUCACUCGCCGCUUCUCCGCUCGCUAUCGCACGCUUCCUUCUCGCUAUCGCUCGCUAUCUCUCUAUCUCUCGCUACUCUCUAACUCCUUCUUGCUACUCUCUCUCGCUAUCUCUCGCUACACACUCUGCCUCGUCACGAUCGCUCGCUAUCUAAAACUGUGCGUUACUAGAAGGCGAAACGGACGCGUCUUCUCCGAUACGCUUCGCCCGUGGCGCCGAGCGCGGCGCCAGCUGCUACGGUACCGCACGCGGACGGGAACGUCGCGGCCCGCGCGAGAAAGACCUCUCUAGGUCGCAAGCUCUGCUUCCGUCGCUGGCGCGAAACGGAAGUGGCAGAAGUUGGCGCUACAGUUAUGCUGUCAUUUCUAUUUUCGUGAAGAAGCAACGGGUGUUUCCGUCCGAUAUAGGUCCCACCUCGAAGUCUCGGCCUUGUCCCACUUGCCGAGCACUUUCAAUUGUGCACGCUGGCUGUUACAUUCAUGAAGAUAAGGACGAAAGCAACGUCGUUUUCGAUUACAGAAUU
Messenger RNA from Dinoponera quadriceps, 9495 nucleotides. RefSeq lists its product as uncharacterized. NCBI's taxonomy places the organism in Eukaryota, Metazoa, Arthropoda, Insecta, Hymenoptera, Formicidae. Gene Ontology annotation, cellular component: membrane. The transcript is spliced from 11 exons. The record is from RefSeq and is a predicted model, not a curated record. The coding region runs from base 1018 to 3558 and encodes 846 amino acids.